Syngnathoides biaculeatus (alligator pipefish) is the source of this 1475-nucleotide messenger RNA. RefSeq names its product SMYD family member 5 (gene smyd5). Gene Ontology annotation, molecular function: protein binding; histone H4K20 methyltransferase activity. The record is from RefSeq and is a predicted model, not a curated record. The coding region runs from base 4 to 1305 and encodes 433 amino acids. NCBI's taxonomy places the organism in Eukaryota, Metazoa, Chordata, Actinopteri, Syngnathiformes, Syngnathidae. The transcript has 13 exons.
ACUAUGGGCAUGCGUGUAGACGGGAGGUUAAAGUUCGUUGCCAAGAUGGCGGCCCCCGCAGAUGACAUGUUUUGCUCCUGCCUAGAUCCUCACAAAGUUGCCAGCGGCGUGGAAGUGCGAUUUAUCGACAACGUCAAGGGGAAAGGUCUGUUUGCCAAGAGAAGCAUCAAGAAGGGGGAGGUCAUUUUCAUUGAACGCCCGCUUGUCUCUGCCCAGUUCCUGUGGAAUGCUUUGUAUCAAUAUAAAGCAUGCGAGUAUUGCUUACGAGCUCUGGAGACAGCGGAGGAAAAUGCCCAGAGACUCGCAGGCAAUCCAGCCUUCAGCCUUCCCUAUCCGGAACUUUGUCCUGUCCGACCACAACUCCACCAAGUUUGCCCUCAGUGUCAGGUGACGUACUGCAGUGCUGAGUGUCGCCAAGCUGCGGCAGAUCAGUACCACCGAGCUCUCUGUCUUGGGCCGUCCCAUGAAGACCCACACCACCCCAUCAACAAACUAAAAGAUGCAUGGAGGAGCAUGCACUAUCCUCCAGAGUCUUCCAGCAUCAUGCUUAUGGCCAGAAUGGUUGCUACUGUUAAACAAGCCAAAGACAAAGCACACUGGCGGAAGCUCUUCUCCCACUUCUGUAGUCGCACAGCCAACGAGGAAGAUGAGCUGGCACACAAGCUCCUUGGGGAGAAGUUCAGGAAUCAGCUGACGGUACUACAGAGUCUUUUCAAAGAGGCGCUGUAUGAUGAUCAGCUGAGUCAGUGGUUUCUUCCCGAGGGCUUCCGCUCGCUUUUUGCUUUGGUCGGAACAAAUGGACAAGGCAUCGGCACAAGCUCUCUCAGUCAGUGGGUUCACGCCUGCGAUGCAUUGGUGCUUCCCGCCCAGCAGAGAGCACAGUUGGACUCCUUUAUCGACCAACUAUACAAAGACAUAGAGAGAGAAACAGGAGACUUUCUAAACAGCGAAGGCUCAGGACUCUUUUUACUCCAAAGCUCGUGCAAUCACAGCUGCAUCCCCAAUGCCGAGGUUUCCUUCCCUGACAACAACUUCCUGCUUCACCUCAGUGCCCUCAACGACAUCGAUCCAGGCCAGGAGAUCUGUAUCAGUUAUUUGGACUGCUGUCAACGGGAUAGAAGCCGUCAUAGCAGACACAAAAUUCUGAGGGAGAACUACAUGUUCAUCUGCUCGUGUGUCAAGUGCGUCUUGCAGACGGACGAGCCAGAUAUGACGUCAGAGGAGGAAGAGGACGAUGAAGAAGAAGCAGAGGCCGACAGUGAAACUGAGGGAGACAACAUGGAAGAUGAGAUGACUGACGUGUGAUUUAAAAAGAAACGAAAAAAUAAAUGGCCACAUUUUGGUCAGCCUUUUGACAUUAACCUCAACCAUCCUUGAGCAUGAUGUGCACAACAAUAAAAACAACUUUCCAUAGUCCAUAAGACAAAACUUUUAAUUAGUUUUCCCUUUGUGGAAUAAAAUGUUUGCUCAGUGCA